Messenger RNA from Megalobrama amblycephala (Wuchang bream), 4790 nucleotides. It is a transcript of the gene megf10, whose product is annotated as multiple EGF-like-domains 10. The coding region runs from base 253 to 3621 and encodes 1122 amino acids. Gene Ontology annotation, molecular function: scavenger receptor activity; protein binding. Gene Ontology annotation, cellular component: membrane. The transcript has 25 exons. NCBI's taxonomy places the organism in Eukaryota, Metazoa, Chordata, Actinopteri, Cypriniformes, Xenocyprididae. The record is from RefSeq and is a predicted model, not a curated record.
CUCAAGAUGCUUUUGUGACUUUCAUUCAACGCAGAGCAGCUGUUCCUAUUGGCUGUUCCCAUGUGACGUCAUGAUAAAGUUGCGUUUCUGUCGCGUCGCGUCUUGUGUGGAGUUGAAGGAGAGUCAGUGUUCAUCACUCGAUACUUUGAGCGCUUCUGUGAAAAUAUUUGAACAAAAGAGACGCUCAUUUCAGCGGAUCCCAUGUGUUUGGACGGGUCGUAAAACUUUUGUUUAAAGGUGGUGUUUCCAGUAAUGAUGUCAUCCUGUAGUCCUCUUCUAUUGGCUGUGUCAUGCUGUUUGAUUGCUCUGACAUUAUCACUCAACCUGGAUGACCCUAAUGUCUGCAGUCACUGGGAGAGUUACUCAGUAACCGUGCAGGAGUCGUACGCUCACCCGUUUGAUCAGAUUUACUACACCAGCUGCGCAGACAUCCUCAACUGGUUCAAAUGCACUCAGCACAGGGUGAGCUACAGGACGGCCUACCGCAGGGGAGAGAAGACGAUGCAUCGCCGCAAGUCUCAGUGCUGCCCAGGCUUCUAUGAAAGCAGAGAUAUAUGUGUUCCCCACUGUGCUGAGAAAUGUGUGCAUGGCCGUUGUGUGGCCCCCAACACCUGUCAGUGUGAGCCAGGCUGGGGAGGGGCCGACUGCUCCAGCGCAUGUGAUCAUGAUCACUGGGGUCCGCACUGCAGAAGUCGCUGUCAGUGUAAGAACAAGGCACUGUGUAACCCCAUCACCGGAGCAUGCAUCUGUGCACCUGGCUACCGCGGCUGGCGCUGUGAGGACCUAUGUGAGCAUUCCACCUAUGGCAGCAACUGCCAACAGAAAUGUCUGUGCCAGAACAACGCCACAUGCCAUCACAUCACAGGAGAGUGUGUGUGCAGCCCAGGAUACACGGGAGCGUUCUGUGAGGACUUGUGCCCUCCAGGGAAACAUGGGCGGCAGUGCGAGGAGCGCUGCCCCUGUCAGAACGGUGGCGUGUGUCAUCAUGUGACUGGAGAAUGUUCCUGCCCGGCUGGCUGGAUGGGAGCAGUGUGUGGACAGCCGUGUCCGGCGGGACGCUUUGGUAAGAACUGCUCGCAGGAGUGUCAGUGUCAUAAUGGAGGAAGCUGUGCUCCAUCCACUGGACAGUGUGUGUGUAGCGCAGGAUACACAGGAGAGAGGUGUCAGGAUCAGUGCCCGGUUGGCACAUAUGGCAUUGGUUGCAGCCAGACGUGUGGCUGUGUGAACGGCGCCCAUUGCUAUCACGUGAGUGGAGCCUGUCUGUGCGAGCCGGGAUACACGGGUGAAAGCUGCGAGGAACGCAUCUGUCCGGACGGUCUGUACGGCCUCAAGUGUGACAGGAAGUGCCCUUGUCAUGCCAAUAACACACACAGCUGCCACCCCAUGUCGGGUGAAUGUUCAUGCCUGUCGGGCUGGUCUGGGUUGUACUGUAACGAGACGUGCACUCCUGGUUUCUAUGGGGAGGCGUGUCAGGAGGUCUGUCACUGUCAGAAUGGAGCUGACUGCCACAGCGUGAGCGGGGAAUGUGUCUGUGCGCCAGGAUAUAAGGGCUCAGAUUGCUCCACAGCCUGCCCCACGGGCACAUACGGCAUCAACUGCACCUCUCUGUGCUCCUGUAAGAACAGAGCCAUUUGCUCACCCAUCGAUGGAUCCUGUUCCUGUCAAGCAGGGUGGCAUGGGGUGGACUGCUCAGUUAACUGCCCCAGUGGCACCUGGGGUCUGGGCUGUAACUUGACGUGUGUGUGCAGUAAUGGAGGUGCUUGCGACGCUCUGGAUGGGAGGUGCACGUGUACUCCAGGCUGGAGAGGAGACAGAUGUGAUCAACACUGUCAGGACGGGACAUAUGGAUUGGACUGUCGUGAGCGCUGUGACUGCAGUCAUGCGGAUGGGUGUCACCCCUCAACCGGACACUGCCGGUGUCUGGCCGGCUGGACAGGCAUUCACUGUGACAGCAUGUGUGCUGAGGGUCGCUGGGGGCCGAACUGCUCCCUGUCCUGUAACUGUAAGAAUGGAGCGUCGUGCUCACCCGACGAGGGUGCGUGCGAGUGCGCGCCUGGAUUCAGAGGAACCACCUGUCAGCGCAUCUGUUCUCCGGGUUUCUUUGGCCACCGCUGUAGCCAGGCAUGUCCACAUUGCGUCCACAGCAGUGGCCCCUGUCACCAUGUGACCGGCCAGUGUGACUGUCAGCCUGGUUUUAAAGGGGCUCUCUGCAACGAAGUGUGUCCCAGUGGCAGGUUUGGCAAGAACUGUGCGUGGAGCUGCACCUGCACUAAUAACGGCACAUGUAAACCCUUCGACGGCUCGUGUCAGUGUUACCCCGGCUGGAUCGGCAGUGACUGCUCACAGCCGUGUCCUCCGGGUCAGUGGGGUCCCGACUGCAUCCACACUUGUAACUGCCACAACGGGGCGUUCUGCAGCGCUUAUGAUGGCGAGUGUAAGUGUACGGCUGGCUGGACGGGGCUGUACUGUACACAACGCUGUCCCUUGGGCUUCUACGGUAAGGAUUGUGUGCUGUUGUGCCAGUGUGAGAAUGGCGCAGACUGUGAUCAUAUCUCCGGUCAUUGCACGUGCCGCACUGGCUUCAUGGGACGCCACUGUGAACAGAAAUGUCCUGCGGGAACGUACGGAUACGGCUGCCGGCAGGUGUGUGAUUGUCUCAAUAACUCCACCUGUGAUCACAUGACUGGCACCUGCUACUGUAAUCCUGGCUGGAAAGGCACACGCUGUGACCAGGCUGGCGUGAUCAUUGUAGGGAAUCUCAACAGUUUGACGAGUGCCGCUGUGCCUGUGGACUCGUAUCAGAUUAGUGCUAUUGCAGGAAUCAUCGUCCUGGUACUUCUUGUGCUCAUCCUCCUCCUCCUCUUCAUCAUUUACCGCAAGAAACAGAAAGGCAAAGAUUCCACAAUGCCUGCGGUCACAUACACACCCACCAUCAGGGCCAACACCGAUUACGCCAUCGCAGAGUCGCUCCCGCAGACUGAUGUCCUUCCCAACAGUAACUAUUUCUCCAACCCCAGCUACCACACGCUGACCCAGUGCAGCAGCCCGCCUCACAUCAAUAACCUCCCCUAUGGAAAGCCGAAGAACAACCAAUUGUUUGUGAACCUGAAGAACGCUGAGCCAAGGAAACGGCUUUCCCUGCUUGAUCACACAGGAACUCUGCCGGCCGACUGGAAGCAGGGCGGAUCCUUCAAUGAGCUUGGAGCUUAUGGAGUUGACAGGCGUUACAUGGGAAAAUCACUUCGAGAUCUUGUGAAAAGUGUGCCCUAUCAUGCCAGUUCCUGCUCUCUCAAUAGUUCAGAGAACCCGUACGCCACCAUCAAAGACCCUCCUCUGCUGCUGACCAAGAGCUCUGAGUGCGGUUAUGUGGAGAUGAAGUCACCUGCUCACAGAGAUUCACCGUAUGCUGAGAUACACGCCUCCAGCCCUGCCAACAAAAACGUCUACGAAGUUGAGCCGACUAUCAGUUCUGUUCACACGCUCUCUAACAACAGCUGUAAUGGGCCGUUUUGUCAAGAUCCAUAUGACCUACCAAAGAACAGCCACAUCCCAUGUCAUUAUGACCUACUGCCCACGAGAGACAGCAGCCCCUCGCCCCAUGAAGACACAGACAGCAAAUAAAUGCUCACAGACUUCAUUAACGGAUCAUCCACAGCACUCCAUUAACAAUUUUAUUGAUGUUAUUGUUGUCAUUUAUCAUUAUAAAAAUUCUUAAUUACUUCUGGCUUACAAAUUUUGAAUAGUUCUUGUCAAAACUAUUUUUCAAAGUUGUCUUAGUUGCACUUGUCCUGUGAAGAACAAGAGAGUGAGAGUUCCCAAACAUUCCCAAUAUUCAGCUUGAUUCAUGUGAGCAUAAAUGACUCAUUCAAUUCAUUAAUAACCACAUAUCACACAAAUACAAGACAAUCCUCAAUGUUUCUGAAAAGAUAUAUGUGAGAUUAUUCUCAAUUACAGUUUUCUGUUUCUUUCAUUAUGAUAUUUAGUAUAUUUAGUACUGUUUAUUGAGACUAGACUGUUGGCUCAAUGUUUCUGUUGGAUUUUUGUUUUUGUUUUGUUUUUUUUUGUCCGAAAAUAUUUCAGGUUUACCAAAGGUUGUCAUGCCCUGUUAAAGCACUGACAUUGUAUUUAUAUUGACAGCUGCCCAUAUAGUUUACAGUCACAAGUUUCAACAUUAACAUCAUUUUUUGGCUUGCGCCUUUUGAUUUUAGUUCUAUAAAACGUGAUCACUGAAAUGAAGGACAAAUACUUUAUAGUGUGUAGUACUUUAUAGUUUUAAAGCUAAAGCUAAAGCUGGACUUUUGCGAAGAAAGACAAAUCUUAAAGUUGAUGUGAUGGGGACAGUUUCAUAUGAAUACAUUUUUGGAGUAUUUAGGACAUACAUUCAUAUGUGUUAUGAGUCUUAAAGCACUCUGAGCCUGAACUUUAAUUGUAAAAAAAAAAAACCUGUACAUAGUACCAGUUCUUUUAAUUGCAUUUAUAAAAAUUAACAUAUUCCUAAAUUCCUUUAUAACUUGACCAAUAUUGUUCAGAACAGGACAAGCAGUGAAGUCUCAUCCUUUACUGACUGGACCUCGGUAUACUGUUUUCCAUACAAUUUAUUAUUAUUUUAUUUUUAUUUUUAUUUUUUUGCAAUUUAGUUCACUAAAUAUGCCACACACAAAAAAAUGAUUAAUAAUACUGAUUCCAAAAACAACUGAGUGUGUAUGAGUGUGUGCUGUAUGUAUCUUAAAACUGUAUCUUUGUUUUGCUUUUCUCAUGAUUUUUUAAAUAAAUGCACAAAAGUUACACAA